Venturia canescens is the source of this 2340-nucleotide messenger RNA. RefSeq lists its product as uncharacterized. Gene Ontology annotation, biological process: cobalamin transport. The record is from RefSeq and is a predicted model, not a curated record. Lineage: Eukaryota; Metazoa; Arthropoda; Insecta; Hymenoptera; Ichneumonidae. Bases 513 to 1922 code for a protein of 469 amino acids. Gene Ontology annotation, molecular function: cobalamin binding. The transcript is spliced from 8 exons.
GUCUGCAUUGCGCAUUCACGAGGCAGGCGCAUCGUGACGACGCCGCGACGCCUGUGACGCGCUGUCACUGAACGGUAGUACAUAUCCCUCGUCCUUUGUCGUCGGCACGCAAACCCGUAGAUGUACAUCGACGUACACCCACAGAUACAAAUACAUGGAGAUACACAUCGAAACGCGUGUAUUUGUGCGCUGAGAAGGUUAUAUCUGUAGGACGACAUGGGCUGUUAAUAUCGCCAACCCUGAAAGCCCUCUCUGCUCGGAUCGCCCUUACUAUAAACUCGAGACCGAGUCUCAUCCUCGCUUCUUCAUCCGACCUCGUAUCCAACUUAUUUCACGGACACGAGAGCGAUUCCAUUGGAACGGGCCAAUAUUGUCGAAUCUCUGCCAAAUAAUCCGGUCGGAAGGCUCUCUCGAGGAGGGGGUCCAAACCGUUGGGUGUCGACUGCCUUGAUACGUCAACCUCUUGGGAAUCUUGGAGGAUUCUUGAGAAAGUUUGAACAAAAACACAUCCAAUGUGGGGCCGAGCCAACGUCGCCAAGUCCGUCCUCUUCCUCGCAGGAUGGGCAUGCUUCCUACUCCCCCGAUGCGAAGGAAUAGGGUCAGAGCCGAGUGCAGUGGAAAUCGAGUCCGAGGCAAUUCUCGAACGAGCUACUGCCUGGCUCUGGAAUCAACGUGACAAAGAUGCCGGCUGGGGAAACGACACCCAUCGAGUUCUUCUCGCUCUCAGACUCGCCAAUCUUUCCCGCGACGAAAAUUCAGCCUCGCCAGCUGCGGUCGAAAUGCAGCUCAGUGGAAAGCAAAUGGAACUCGAAAUAGUUCUCCUCCUCUGGAGGCAUCACGAAGUGGGCUUUUCAGCGGUGCACUUGGCUCGUUACACCCUCGCGCUCAAUGCUCUGUGCAUGGAUCCGCGACAAUUUCACGGUCACGAUUUGAUUGGAACGUUGCAACACCACGAGCCAACGACGGAUUACGAAUUCGCGCUUACGACUCUCGCUGCGUGCAGUGCACAGGCGCACGUGCGUAAGCGACAAAUUCGCAGGCUCAUGGAUAUCGCGGGAGCCGCUCAAUACCACAACGUCGAUACCGUGGCGAUGGUCAUACUCGCCUUACGUUGCAUCGUCCAGGAUCACAGACACAGAAAUCUCCACCAUUUCGUGAGAAAGCCAUCGCUCGAUUUGGCUCAUCAGCAGAGACUCGACGGCAGCUUCGGGGAUUUGCAUACAACUGCAUUGGCGAUGCAGGCACUUGAGGAGGUGGAAAAUGAGCCUGCGGUCAAUUGGAACAAAUCAGCAGCUCUCGGCUGGCUGACAAGUCGUCAGAGACCGGAUGGCUCGUUUGAUGGUAAUGUUCACGUCACUGCGGAAGCGGUCCUCGGUGUCGCGCCACGAAGUCUCGCCAGCAUUAGAAUACUCGACUGCGGUCAAGGCCUCACGGACAGCGCGCCUCCCAGACUGACUACGAUUAUCGAUGUUACGUCGCCGGACAAUCGUGGUGAAAAUCUCAUCCCCUCGAUAAUCGGCAAUAAUUCGAGCAACGUGAGUACCGAAUCGGCAAUAGGAGCGACAGCGACUCCUCAGUUGGUCAACGUUUCUUACACGCUUUGGGUCGGCACCAACGAGACAUAUCAUUUGACCGUGACUGUACCGAAGAACGAGACUUUUUAUGACGUCAUGAUGCUCGCCGCUGAGAUGUCACCGCAUUUCCAAUUCUCCGCCUCGGAAUGGCCCAACGGUCAUUACGUUCACACAUUAGCCGGCUACAAAGAGGAGCCCAUGUCGUAUCAUUAUUGGCUCCUGUACAGAUUACCCACGCCACCUGAUCUGGCAUCGCCGCCUGGCAAUCAAUUAGUCGCUCCAGGAGGUGUCGAUGACCUCGAGAUAAGCGAAGGCGAGCAUUACCUCUUCUGGUACAAGAAGCUGUGAAGUGGCGAUUCUCCGAGAAAAGGGCAGAGUCGAAACGACAGCGAGUCCUCGGUCCAAGAGGAAUUAAAAAUCUGGGAAAAAGAAACGAGGGAUUUUAGAAAUUUGGGAACGUAGCAAAUCGGUCAUAAAUCCAUCGAUCUAGACACGAAUCCCUUGCGAUUUCUAUGCAGAAAAAAAACAAAGAAACAAACAUUAAAAAUGAAAAAGAAUAAUGUCUCAUUGGAUUAUAAAAGGAAACGAAGCAGACGAUGCCAAGCUUUGUGGCAUGGAUAUAUCAGGAUGAAAUACAUUAAUUGUUAUGCCAAAUUAUGACAGCAUAACGUUUUGUAUGAAACUGCAAUGCACAACCAUAUUGUACUUAAUAUCGUAUUAAUCAAUCUUUAAUAAACGCGAUACAAUACGUAUACGUAGAUUUAAA